This is a messenger RNA of Rotaria sp. Silwood1, 849 nucleotides long. The record is from the annotation of a GenBank genome assembly. Lineage: Eukaryota; Metazoa; Rotifera; Eurotatoria; Philodinida; Philodinidae.
AUGUUAAGAAAUGAACAAAAUUUAACUCGUGAAGAUCAAGAUAAAGGAAAAGAAUUAUAUUCACUUUUAGUUCAACAUGAAAUUAUUCAAGGAGAUACAAUAAGAAAAAGAUUUCGAAAUAAUUCACAAGAACGAGAUAAAAUAGAAAAGAUAAUUCGAAAUGAUCUUGAUCCUUCGAUUACCGAUCCAUUAAUUAGUUUAUUAAAUAAAUUAUGGCAAAUUUUAAAUAUAAAUAGAAUAGAAAAAGAAUUACCACAGAUAUAUGAAAAUGUUUGGAAAGAUUUAGAAGAUAAAAUAGAUCCACAACAAUCUGAUGAACUUGCCAAAUAUAAAUAUGGAGAUAUUAAAAGAAAUAUUGAAAGAAUUUUAAAUAAAAUUUUAAAAAAUACUCAAUUUGAAAAUGAUAAAGAAUUAAUUUUGUCUUUACAAGGAGAUAUUCGUUUAUUUAAAAAAGGUUUAAAAGCUAAUUUAAAAGAUUUUAUAGAUCUUCAAGAUCAAGAAAAUGUUCCAAAAGAUAAAUCUUGGUGGGAUUGGAAUGGUUUUGCCGUUGCAAUGAUAGGACUUGUUCAAGUCAUUGCCGAAGCUGUUUUAGUAGCCUUUGGUUUGACUCAGAUAGGCAAUGCUUUAAUAUCAGGUAUUUUUAGUUGGAAAGAAUGGGCAAUACAAAAAGCAAUUAGCUUCGGUCUCUCUAUGUUGACUGCUGGAAUUGGAAAGUUUUUGACGGAUAAAAUUAUGGAACAGAUUCAAGAAAAUGUUUAUACAAAAGAUUUAGCAACUCUUUAUCUUCAAAAAAAAACAUUAGGAAAAGAUAUUUUAUUACUUCAACAAUUUGAUAAUAUUCGAACAUGA